Molecule: messenger RNA, 1596 nt
Organism: Cuscuta epithymum
Lineage: Eukaryota; Viridiplantae; Streptophyta; Magnoliopsida; Solanales; Convolvulaceae
Source: the annotation of a GenBank genome assembly
AUAAAACAUGUCCCAAUCGCAAGGGACUCAUAAGUGACGGUCACGGACUUGUAAUGGUCAACGACAGCCUUAAGUCAUAAACCCUUUCCAUAUCUCUCAAAUUCAUCUCCGUCUGAUUCCAACCAACCAGAGGACAGUCCCUGAUCCCUCCCAAGCGGAUUCUGAUUGGUGAGUUUCACCGCCUUCUCGUAAACAAUCGAUAAUGUUCACAAAGUACGGAGUAAUAAUAUUUUAAACAUGCUUACCUAAACCCUUUCCUGCUCUUUCUCACAUAGUCUCAUUGCUUCAGAGUAAACCCGUGGGUUGUGGCUCUAAUUCCAUUUAGGUUCUUGUCAGUUCUUAAUGGCUUCACAAAUAGUCCGAGAAUGGGCUGGAAUUCAGCAGUUCCCUGCUGCCACUCAGACCAAGUUACUUGAUUUGCUGGGAAAAUUGAAGCAGGAGAAUGUGAGCUCUUUGACUAUCCUGGUGAUGGGUAAAGGUGGUGUUGGAAAAUCUUCAACUGUGAAUUCAAUCAUAGGGGAAAGAGUAGUUACUGCGGGAGCUUUUCAGACGGAAGCUCCAAGACCUGUAAUGGUAUCACGUUCACGGGCGGGAUUUACAUUAAACAUUAUUGAUACCCCUGGGCUCGUUGAAGCAGGAUAUGUUAAUGAUCAGGCUCUUGAUAUCAUAAAGAGGUUCCUUUUGAACAAGACAAUUGAUGUUUUGCUCUAUGUGGACCGCCUGGACUCAUACAGAGUGGAUAACUUGGAUUCACAGAUAGUAAAAGCCAUAAGUAAUGCUUUUGGCAAGCAAAUUUUUCGAAGAUGUAUUAUUGUGCUUACUCAUGCUCAAAUGUCACCACCCGACGGAUUGAGUUAUGAAGAGUUCGCCACCAGAAGAUCCGAGGCAGUUGUGAAGGUUGUCCGCCAGGGGGCGCGGAUGAAGAAAUCAGAGUUUCAGAGAACUCCAAUUCCCCUGGUUUUGGUUGAGAACAGCGGAAGAUGCAAGAAGAAUGAAAGUGAUGAGAAGGUUCUGCCAAAUGGAAUUGCAUGGAUACCUGAUCUUGUUAAGACAAUCACAGACAUUGUAUCACGUGGGAGAGAGGGUAUUUUGGUUGACCAACAGUUGAUUGAUGGACCAAACCCUAACGAAAGAGGGAAAUUGUUCAUUCCUCUCAUAAUAGCUUUCCAAUUCUUUGUUGUGAAACGGAUUGAGAAGGGGAUCAGGGCUGAUAUCAGAAGAGGAAGAGGAUAGGGAGAACUUCGUUGUCGUAGAACAGCUUGAAAGUUUCAUGAGGUUGUUGAAUUUUGAUUUUCUUCAAAGAGCAUUCUGUUCUAUUUCAACACUUCCCGGGAUUGCCUGCAUUUUCUUAAUGUUUAAGUUUCUCUCUGGUUUUAUUCCAGUAAUUAUGUAUACAGCUAGCCUGUUGGUUAUCUUGGUUCUUAAGUUGUGGAAGUGCUCUACAUUUAAGAAAAUAAAAAUGUGUUCUGAGUUGUUGAGAUUUAAUUGAAAAGGAAACCGUAUAAUUUUUUCCCUUGAAAGAAAACAACGAGAAUACUCAAAGAUGGGUUCUACAAGGGAAAGUGUAAAUUAAAAGGGAAUGUAGUAUUCUUCAAG